This is a messenger RNA of Ceratitis capitata (Mediterranean fruit fly), 4849 nucleotides long. RefSeq names its product protein cup (gene cup). The record is from RefSeq and is a predicted model, not a curated record. NCBI's taxonomy places the organism in Eukaryota, Metazoa, Arthropoda, Insecta, Diptera, Tephritidae. Bases 237 to 4268 code for a protein of 1343 amino acids. The transcript has 7 exons.
AAUUCGUUUUCAUAUUUUCGUUACGAGGACGAGCGGAUUUUUUCUGGAAACAGAAAGUGCAAUUUUUUAUAAUUUUUUGAACAAGUUUCAGUUAAGUUGAUACGAUUUUUAAAAUAAUUUCUUCUCUUAGUAUUGAAUAAGAAAUUGUAAAUAUAUAUACAAUAUUUGUUUUUAAAUAUUGGUGACCAUUUCAAUUUGAUAUUUGAAAGUUCUGUACUAAUCCUUGAGGUUAAGCCAUGACUGAGCCCACGUACAUAGAUACUGGAGAAAUAAUGGAUAACCAAGAAAAGCAGAGUGUAGAAAAUAUAAAAAGCAUACCUGAUAUCGUCAUAGGAUCUUCCACUGUUGAAGUUUUUAAAGAAUCUUUAGUAGUUACAGAGAGUUCUGAAAAUUCCAGCCGUACACCAGUAAAAAAGGAUUUUGAUGUUCCACCGCCACCACCCCCACCACCAACGCCGGUUCAGGAAAGAUAUUCUAAUAGAUGUGUCGAUGUUGUGAAAUCAAAUACCGUAAUGCAAUUUAAUAUUAUGCAAGAAUCAAAUAUUGCGUAUGAUGAAGGAGUGAAAUUUGUAGACAAAAAGGCAAUAGGAGAAAAGGCUCCAGUUGAUAUCAGUAAUAAUAACACAUUGCCAUUAGAAAAUAUGGGAAGUGUCAGAAUUGAAAUGUUAGGGAAUGAUGAAACGGUAACUUCAGAGAUGCAUCCUCUAGAAAAAGCUAAAGAUGAUGCUAUGCAUCAUACAAACAUAUUGAAGGUUUUAGCGGAGGCAGCACCUUCACAUAAUGACGACGAAGCGCUCAAAAUUCCAAUGAUUCAAGAUGAUUCGAUGUCAUUUUCAACGGAAACCCCUCCACCGACACUUGCCAUAGUUGAGUAUCAUUCAGCAUUUGAGACAUGCGCCAAAAAUCUAACAAUUGCAAAUGAACGUUCCCUAAAAAUUCAACGCUUAUCGGAAAAAAAUAUUGAUAUUCAUUCAUCCGUAUAUCCCAAAGCAAUACCCCUGCCACCACCAACUCAAUCAAAUCAGAUUUCUUUACCCAUUGAUACUUUCUGUGGAAAUAAAUUAAAAGCUCAGGUAAAUACUGAUACUCAAAUCAACCAACACCAGCAUGAGGACGAGGCACUUUCAUUGAAUAUGCAACCACCGCGCUCAUCUACACCUUGCACAAGACAGACUUUGUCUUGUUCUAUAGCUAGUUGUGAUUUGGAACUGAUCAGCGAACAGGUUAGUCCGCUGAGUGAAUCUGAUGAGGGAAAGGCACCAAUCAUAGUUUCAAAACAGCAAAUUCAACGUAAUGCGCUUUCGAAAUCAAAAUCAGCGCCUGUUAUUACCGAACGAGCUGAUGAUACAAAUAUUUGUAAAUCAAAGUCAAUGGAAAGAUCAAAUUGUUUCCUUCAUUAUAGUCGCGCGAAUUUACUACAUAUACGCAACGAUCUACUAAAUCUUUUUCAUUCGCAACAAAAACAGCAACUUUCUAUAAAACUUAAUACAUCAAAUAUUGUCGAUUGCGAUGUCAUUGAACUAGAAGCGCGCCUACGACGGCUUAAUAUAUGGAAAUCCAUAAACCAAGAUGAAAAUAAUAAUAUUCGGAAAAAUCAAUGGGCACGGUGUAAUGAUAUGAUGCCUGCAUUUUCGAGAAAUAAAAAUGUAUUGGAUGAGUCGAUCAUUAAAAGCCAACCGCCGCAGCCAGAGCUUAAGGAUCCUGCUAUUAUAACAAACCAACGUCGUAUUGGAAGCGGAAGGUUACCAAAAGUUAAAUGGGCUAAUACGAUUGCAACAGAUAAUUCGUCAUCGUAUGAAAAAGAUCACAAUAAACAUACUCACAAUGAUAUGUCAAGCAAGUUAAGACUACUUAAACUUUUUGAAGCAAGUAAAGUUGAUAAUAUGCGCAAAGAUAAGAAUUUAUAUAGACUAACGGUAAAUCCAUUUACCACUGCCACUAAAAAUUCUGAUCGCAUUGAGACAUUAUCACCAUCAACCACUCGCGCCAACGUCAAUUACGUGAAGCGACUAAACUCUGGCUUUUUAGUUGUUUCAAAUCCCAAGGAUCGAGUGAAAGAGGAUACCGAGCAUCAUCGUUAUAAAAAUGAAGAACCGGAAUGGUUCAGUUGUGGUCCAACUUCGCGUUUAGAUACGAUUGAGCUUUGUGGUUUUGAUGACGAUAAGGAUGUUGAUCAUUUUGAAAAUAAAAUAAAUCAAAAUGUUGAUAAUGAGAUAUUGAAUGAGAGUGAUGAUUCUAAAGAAAAUCGAAAUGAAAACGUAAAUAUGGUUUCUAAAAUUACUAAGCUGGGAAAUUCUCAACAAUAUGACACGAAGACCGGUGGAUCCACAAGUAGCGACAAUUCCUCAAAUAUGCACGAUAGUAGUGCGGACUCAGUAGAAGAACGUAAAUCUAAAACUUUUCAGUAUGAUACCUUCUCAACAGGCAAUGCCAACAAAUCAACUUAUCAACAACACCGUCAACAUGGUGGCGGGAACAUGGAGAGUAAUGGGCAUCACAGUUCUAGUGGUCGUUCAAGAUUUCUACCAUUUUUUGUGCCAGGCGGCAAAAAAAACACACACGAACCCGCUGAAAAGACUAGUUCAUCUACGUCAUUGAAUGAGUUUUUCAAGCAGGCCUUGAAUGUACAGCAAUCUACUGAACAUCAACAACAGAAACAACAGCAAAAAACAAACAUGGGCGAUAUACCACUUGUAGAUGAGUUGGAAGCUAAAUGGCGGCGCAAUUCUUUGACUGAGCGUACACAAAAUAAUAUUGAUAUCAACAUGGAAAAUAAAAAUAUUAAAUACAAGCAUUUAAGUGGAAAACAACGCCAGGAUAAUGUACAACAAGAUCCAUAUAAUAACGUUCUGUUUAAAAAUUCUGAAAAUUUCAAACAAUUGUUGGGACAAUUGCAAAAUUAUACAUAUAUCGAUAAUAACAAUAAUAAUAAAAAUGUUCAAAACAAGCAAUCUACAAUAAACACCAUAAAGAUAAAUGGCAAAGGGGAUGGACAACAUUCAACAGCUUUAAAUUCCCAACAACAAAUGCCUGGUCAAUUUUGUAACGAAAAUAUUUCUAAUUUUAUAUUUAAGCAACAGCAAUAUCAACAGCAGCAGCUAUUGUUGGCAAAUUUACAUAUGAAAACGAUUUUAAGUCGUCCCGAAGCGCAAUAUCUCUUACUGGGACUGGCUAAAGGCGAGAUUUCCAAGCAUGGUCUACUCGUUCAGCUAUCGAAUCCGCGAUUGCCGCAGCGGGAUCGUGAGGCGAUAACUGCGGUACUUACAUUCACAUCGACGCAGCAUACGCAUGGACUACAAAGUCAAUUCGCUCAAGCGCAAAAUCAACAGCAAUUUUCGUUCACAAAUCCACAGACUCAUACAAUUGAUUCUUUCUCAAAUAAUUUGGUAAUGAAUCAUUUGCAAAAUCUACACAACUUAGCAUUGGUUCAGCAAACAUUGGCAGCGCAACAACAACAACAACAGCAACAACAGUGUAACAAUCAACGCUCUCCAUUUUUAUUACAACCAAUGACAACCGAGGAUUUUCCAAAUCAUACCAAAAUAAUAAUGCAAAAUGCCUUAGCAAAACGAAAAUUUGAAGAGCAACAAACAAAUAUAUUAGGUAUGCGAAAAUUAUUGCAAUUGAAUGCAGUGGCUACGGCUGCUGCUGCUGCGGCCGCUGCAGCUACAGGAAACAAGCAGCAGCAUCAUCAGCAGCAGCACCACCACUCGCAGCUAACAGCGCACAGUCGCUUGCCAGCAGGUGCAUUAACAACUAAUCGUGCAACUAAUGGCAACGGCAAUCGGAGGCUACAAGCUUUGCAGAAUCUUUUUAAUGAUUCAAAUGGCAAAGUGGACUCGAUAGAUGGUGUUCCAUCUAAAAGUGGCUUCACUAAUAGUUUUCAUUCAAUGAAAUCGCAAUCAAAUCAUAGUAGCGCGGGUAUGUACAGGAAUUCGAUCCAUGGUAACAAUAAUAGCAAUAUGUCAAUUAAUCGACGACGUUCAUUCCCGUGUAAAUUUACAAAUGUUGGACACUUUGUUGUUCCACCAACAAAUGAAACAUCAAACUCUUCGGAAACAGAUUCUCAGCGAGAGCAGCAACCAACAUCAUCAGCGCAAUCGCAUGAUGAUCACACAGAAACGCACUGUCAUAGCAAUCCUUACCAUGAUAAAAAUGAUGCAAAUAACAAUUGUACACAGGUUGACAUGGAAAGUGCGUAUGAUGCACAUCAGACACAACUUCAGCAGCCAGCUGUGGUGUCUACCGGUUGCGAUGAGCACCAGUAGUAAUCUUUUUCAAGCAUUGAAAAAGUCACCAGUUGGCGUUAUGGCUGCUGGCAUAUUCUCCACGUUGGCCAUAGUUGGCACUUAUCGUUUCGCCAUUAGGCCUAUACUGGAAUGUAGACGUCGCGAAGAAGCUGAAGCUUUUGCCGAAUAUAUAUUUCAACAAGAGAAAUCUAAGAAAACAUCAUCAUCAACUUUUUAGCAACAACACAUUAUUCAAUUAAACGCAAAAAUCUAAAAUGUAAAAAACAUAUUCAUAGUAUAAUUUUUGUAAUUGUAAGGCAUAAUUAUAAUAAUGGAUUUCCCAUUGUUUUCAAAUGCAAAUCAUAUUACAUAACGCACAUAUACACACAUACACGCAACAAUAAUGCAUGUUAAUAAUGCUGUAAUUUAUUUGCGUUUGUAGCCGUUGGGAAAAUGGAAAGACUUUUUGGCUAUGUUUAAUUUAAACUUAACUUCACUAACUUCUGAAGGUGUCACGACAGAUGGAGAUAUAAAUAAUAAAAAAUAAGAUUGUAAUUAGUUAUUGAGAAAGUAGAAGAAACAGAUUACACAAAAAUACUGUAACGCUGAGAGUUGAAAAA